AUGUUGCGAAAAGGUAGCAUCCAUGAUCGAAAUGCAUCCCGAAUACAUGUUCGCGCCCUUGUGCUUACCGAUGGGCUACGUGGGGUCUGGGAAAAGGUCAAAGUGCUUAGCGGGGGACGGCUGUCAGUUGGCCUUAUUAUGACUCCAUAUCUGAAAGCCACAUUAGGAAUAGGUCUGCGCGACCGUUGCAACUGUUAUGUUUGGGCAUUUAGGGAUAGUCCAUUGGAUCUGGGUAUGCCGAAGGCUGCAAACGAAGCUGUUGUCGUCACGGGCGAAGAGUCAACAAGAAUUAUCAGCAUGGACGACGCUCUGGCAAAAAGUAUCGGAACAGACGGGGUCCGGCCAUGUCAGGUUGUUCUUCCCUCCCAUGUAACCCCUCGCCUUGACGUAUCUCGGCUACUUUUGAUCUACUUGGCUGAUCGGUUCUUGUUCGAUUCCAUUUUUGUCCGACGUAAAAACCUUCAUGUUGCCCAUACCACCGACCACUAUGCAGCCAAAUUGCUAAUGAUGCCAAUGCGUGACGCGACUAUUUCUGGCCCCGCACUACGAGAUGCUCAUCGCCGAUUAUGCCCUUAUAUUCUGGGGGUUGAGACAUGCCCAAUUGAUCAUGUCCAAGGUCAUCGGACGGAUGGUUACCGGAUCUCUCAUGAAAAGGAAAUUUUGAUCCUACCCCUGAUGCGUAGUGGUGAACCGAUGGCUCUUCGCGUUAAUGAUGCCAUGCCCCUUGCCAUGCUGCUUCACGCGACAAAUCCAAGUGAUAUUCAACCCAAGCACAUUUUCAAUUGCAAUACGACUUUGCUCGUGGAUUCGGUGGUGAGCAGUGGCAAACUAAUACUGCAUUUUGUGCGCCAUAUUCGACACAUCUAUGCCAUUAUUCGCAUCGUUGUAAUUACAGGUGUAAUCUAA
Penicillium alfredii is the source of this 906-nucleotide messenger RNA. RefSeq lists its product as uncharacterized. Lineage: Eukaryota; Fungi; Ascomycota; Eurotiomycetes; Eurotiales; Aspergillaceae. The record is from RefSeq and is a predicted model, not a curated record. The coding region runs from base 1 to 906 and encodes 301 amino acids. The transcript has 3 exons.